AUGUCAUCACAAUACUCGGAUAUCAUUCUAAGAAACGGCUCAACCAUCAAGACAGAGACUGGGGAGACUCUGUUUGGAAGUCCCGACGGCUCACCCACAUCCAUCCCAGUCACAUGGACGAUUAACACAACGGCAACAGGUGAAAGUCCAACCAUCGCCGAAGUGAGUGGUCAAGCAACGAGAAUCGGAUCGAUGGUCUACUGGGACUUUGAUAUAUUUGACAUUCCUCCUGGUACUAAUUCAACUGUGUUUGGUCAUAUAAAGACACCUUCAACGAUCCCACCAAAGUUCCUUCCAAAGCCUUCCAAUCCAAGAUGGUUCUUCAGAAACUACUUUGUGCCAGUGGCACCAACUGAUACUACAGAGGGACAGAUGCUCAGAGUUACAUUCUCUGGAUUCCGCAUGUUCAGUAUUGAUAACUUCUCUGGUCAUGGAACCAAACCAUUUGGAAGUAUUGCCAUACCAUGUGUAACAUUUGAUCAGAACCUAGAAAACAGAGUGUAG
Molecule: messenger RNA, 504 nt
Organism: Acytostelium subglobosum LB1
Lineage: Eukaryota; Evosea; Eumycetozoa; Acytosteliales; Acytosteliaceae
Exons: 1
Coding region: 1-504 (167 amino acids)
Source: RefSeq, a predicted model, not a curated record